AUGGGUCGACGGAAAGUUGAAAUGAAGAGGCUUAUGGACAACAAUAUAAGGCAAGUUACCUUCUCAAAACGCCGAUCAGGGCUCUUCAAGAAAGCAAAUGAACUUGCAACUCUAUGUGCAGCAAAAGUUUCCAUAAUUGUUUUCUCCCCAGGAGGUAAACCCUUCUCUUUUGGCCAUCCAAACAUUGAUUCAAUUGUGUCUAAGUUUCAAAACCAUCAAAAUUCAAGUCAUCCACGAUCUAGCCAUGGUAAAAUUCAUGUUGACAAGCCUCACCAGCUGGUUGAAGAUGAACAAUUCUAUCACCGAGGGAGCCAAGUGAAUGAGCUUAAUCUGCAACUCAAUGAAAUGGCUAAGCAAUUGGAAGCUGAGAAGAAGCGAGGCAAGGUGUUGAAUAAGAUGAAGAAAGCAAAAAGCAAACAGAAGUGGGAAGUGCUUAUUGAUGAGCUUAACUUGUGUGAGCUCGAGAAAUUGAAGGGUUCAUUGGAGACACUUAGAAUGAAUUUGAAAAUGGAAGCCAGUGAGAUCGAGGCAUCUUCUUCUUUGCUACUGCUGGCCAAAAACCCUAAAGGAAGAAACUGA
Molecule: messenger RNA, 579 nt
Organism: Malania oleifera
Lineage: Eukaryota; Viridiplantae; Streptophyta; Magnoliopsida; Santalales; Ximeniaceae
Product: agamous-like MADS-box protein AGL29
Exons: 1
Coding region: 1-579 (192 amino acids)
Biological process (GO): positive regulation of transcription by RNA polymerase II
Molecular function (GO): DNA-binding transcription factor activity, RNA polymerase II-specific; protein dimerization activity; RNA polymerase II cis-regulatory region sequence-specific DNA binding
Source: RefSeq, a predicted model, not a curated record